UGAUAAUGACAUCAAUGGAUGCAGUGGUGUGUGGUGAAUUUGCCUUUGCUGUUCAUAGUGUUAUUAUGUAUUAUAGAAUAUUAUGUAUUUAGAUAAUUAACAUUUAGGCAAGUGCGUUUUAUUAAUUUGUGUUCGACUCAUGCCACUCUCAUACGAUGGAAAAUAACACAGAUCAUUCUGAACAAAACAACUUUAGUCCUAUAACUGUGCAGGACGUAGAUGUAGAUUUUUUACCGAUUGUUUACGAAAUCAUACGAAGUGUUGAGAGGGACUUCCAUGACAACUCUGCAAAGGCCAGGGAGUCUCAAGACUGCAGUCAAAGGGUGCUCGAGCUUCAAAAGAAGUUUGACAUAGCUCGCACGCAGAUAAAGCGGUUGCCUGGAAUUGAUUACAACAAACAAGAUCAGUUGAAGCAGUUUGAAAUACUGAGAACACAGCUGAGGUUGAAGCGAGAGCUUUUACAGAAGUAUCGGAAUAUGUGUUCAUUUGAAACUUCAUUCAAGUGAUCAAUUUAUUACAAUGCCUAUUAGAGCUAUACUAAGGUAUCUCGCCAAUAACGAGCACCUUGUGCAGAAGCUUGCAGAGUCAUACCCCGUGCGGAGGGCUGCACAACUAGCAGUGUCAGUGUUUUACAGGGGGAAGGAGAAGCUGUCUGAUGUGGACCCUCAACAAGUUAAUAGAAUCAUGUCGUUCCUUAAAAAGUUUAGCGAAAAUUUAAGGGAAGGUAUUCAGGAUGCAAAGAAACAAUUGAAGAAAUAAUGUAUAUAAUUUAGUUUAGUCAAAAUACUGUUACAUACAUAAAAAUACUAAUUAUGUCUUUUCCAUGUGUAGGCAUUAAAUAAUACUGCAAAGUUAA
Molecule: messenger RNA, 856 nt
Organism: Spodoptera frugiperda (fall armyworm)
Lineage: Eukaryota; Metazoa; Arthropoda; Insecta; Lepidoptera; Noctuidae
Gene: MED9
Product: mediator of RNA polymerase II transcription subunit 9
Exons: 3
Coding region: 156-506 (116 amino acids)
Biological process (GO): regulation of transcription by RNA polymerase II
Cellular component (GO): mediator complex
Molecular function (GO): transcription coregulator activity
Source: RefSeq, a predicted model, not a curated record